This is a messenger RNA of Exophiala spinifera, 1476 nucleotides long. RefSeq lists its product as uncharacterized. The record is from RefSeq and is a predicted model, not a curated record. NCBI's taxonomy places the organism in Eukaryota, Fungi, Ascomycota, Eurotiomycetes, Chaetothyriales, Herpotrichiellaceae. Gene Ontology annotation, molecular function: protein binding. The transcript has 2 exons. Bases 1 to 1476 code for a protein of 491 amino acids.
AUGGCCUCCCACGUUGUGGUGAUUGACUCGAGUCUCCGACGUGCCACGAUCAAAACGACCCCUGCAAAACCACUGAGCGAAGUGUUAGAAGAAGCAUGUGCCAAGCUCAACCUCGCUCCCACUCAGUAUGGCCUGAAACACAGCAAUAAACAGGUCGACCUCUCCAGAACGAUAAGACUCUCCGGGCUCUCUUCCGGCGCCAAACUGGAACUGGUGCAGCUGUCCAAGUCAGCUGGUGUGGUCUCAAUAGCUCUACAAGUGCCCGAAUCAGAAGCAGCAGGAAUUCCCAAUGGAAGACUGACGGACAAGUUCCCCAGUGACACGACGUUAUGGAAAGUCCUAAGAAAGUUUGAAGAAGGAUCAGGCUCUCGGAAUUUCACUGCGAGAGGAAUCCCUUCAUCGACUCAGAGUGGUGCCGGGAGACUAUAUUAUGAACAACCAGUGGUCCAGGCCAUGAACAGAGAGCUGUCCUCGCUGACUGAUUUACAAAAGACUCUUGCCCAACUUGGCUUCAACAGCGGUUCUGCAUUGUUAAGGCUUAGCUUUCGUGCGACAGAAACACCCUUAGAAGAGGCUAUGCUCCAGAUUCGAGGAUAUUUUGAAUCGGUAGACGGACCUGCACCUCAGGACAACCCAAACGCAACCUCAGUACGAGACGAAACUCCAGCUAUCUCCACUCAACCAAUAGCUGCGUCAGAAUCAGCGUCACCAAUUGCUCCGGCGCAAUCCCAUGAGGAGACCCAACCAAUUGCGCCUUCACAGCCUCAACCAGAGCAGAUAACGACCGCUACAAGUCGCCCGGUCUCCGUUUUUAGACCGCCAAGCUCGUCAACACCGGCUGCUGCUCGGCAACUCUACAACGAUGCAGAUUACACACCUACGGUUGAGCAUGCACAAGUACACCAAAAGUUACUUCAGCAGAAUAGUAGAAAUACAAGGUUACUUACUGACGCCCAGCUGGCUGCGCAGGAGCAGGAAGAAGCCGCGAAGUGGGCAGCGGUGAAGGAAGUCGAGAUCAAGAUUCGUUUUCCUGAUCAAAGUGCGGCAAGUGCCAAAUUCACUCGACUUGACUCAGCAGCAGAUCUCUACAAUUUCGUCAGAGAGUGUUUGGCUGUGCGGUGGAAAUCGGAACCAUUUAUCCUCAGGAAUCCUGGUAUAAGAGGCAAGAACGAAGCGAUACCGGAUGACUCGUCUAAGAAACUCAUCAGAGAUCUUCAACUCAAAGGCCGGAUACUGGUCAACUUUGGUUGGGACGACAGCAGAGCUAGUGUUGAAGCGAGGAGCACCAAGGCAGUAUUACGAGAAGAGUUGCAAUCUCAGGCUCAAGAACUAAAAGUGCAAGACAUUCCUGGCGUUGUAGAAGACGAUAAGGAUCCCGGCACGAAGGUGGAUGUGGGUAAGAAGGACACAAAACCUGACGAAGGUGGAAGCAAGGCUAAGAUGCCGAAGUGGUUAAAGGGGCUGAGCAAGAAAUAG